Molecule: messenger RNA, 1849 nt
Organism: Ipomoea triloba (trilobed morning glory)
Lineage: Eukaryota; Viridiplantae; Streptophyta; Magnoliopsida; Solanales; Convolvulaceae
Product: probable monogalactosyldiacylglycerol synthase, chloroplastic
Exons: 8
Coding region: 184-1731 (515 amino acids)
Biological process (GO): glycolipid biosynthetic process
Molecular function (GO): hexosyltransferase activity
Source: RefSeq, a predicted model, not a curated record
GUAGCUUCUCCUCUCUGAGCCACAAUCGAAAUGACUUCACUGUCACUUCGUUUUCUCUUGCUUGUCUUUGCUCAAAAUCCUUACAUCCUAUUCGCCUUUUCUAUCUAACUCGACUCCAAUGGAUAAACCCAGUUAUAUUUCCUGAAAAGUAUAGAGCAUUUUCCCCAGUAACCAAACCAAAUUAUGUGGCUUUCAUCUGUGUCUCCUCAAGAGACCACGAACCCAUUUGGGAUUGUCUCAAAAUUGGCCACUUUUGUGCUUGAUCACUCUUCCAACUUUGCUUCCGAUAAUUUCGUGUCUAACCACCUCUGCGUUCAUGGCUAUGCGGCCCAGAAGAAACUGUGUUUGAGUGCAAGGGGCCAAACUUCUUCUUCAACCGUUAGGAGAGUCAUCUCUCAGUUCAACAGAGCAAUUAGGCUUCAUUGUGAGAAAAUCCCGCUUGGCUUCGCCUCGAUUCGGGUCGGGUCUGUAGAGAGUAAGGGGUCGAAUGAGGAUGGGAAUGGCGUAUUGGAGAAUGAGGGGAUGCCUAAUAACGGGGCUGGGACGGAUUCUCCGAAAAAUGUGCUGAUCUUGAUGAGUGAUACUGGCGGGGGCCACAGGGCCUCUGCUGAGGCCAUUAAGGCAGCUUUUCAUGAAGAAUUUGGAGACAAGUAUCAGGUGUUUAUUACUGACUUGUGGACAGAUCAUACUCCCUGGCCUUUUAACCAAUUGCCAAGGAGUUACAACUUCUUGGUGAAACAUGGUACUUUGUGGAAAAUGACAUAUUAUGCCUCUGCUCCUCGUGUCAUUCAUCAAUCAAAUUUUGCUGCAACUUCAACAUUUAUUGCUAGAGAGGUUGCCAAAGGUCUAAUGAAAUACCAACCAGAUAUUAUUAUCAGUGUGCAUCCGCUAAUGCAACAUGUGCCACUCCGCAUCUUGCGAUCUAAGGGUCUGUUGAAGAAGAUUGUAUUUACAACUGUUGUAACAGAUUUAUGCACUUGUCAUCCAACAUGGUUUCACAAGUUAGUAACAAGGUGCUAUUGCCCUUCAGAAGAGGUUGCAAGGCGAGCAUUGAAAGCAGGUCUAAAACAUUCUCAGAUAAAAGUUUAUGGGCUUCCAUUGAGACCAUCCUUUAUAAAACCUGUUCGGCCCAAGGUUGAAUUGCGAAUUGAGCUUGGAAUGGAUGAACAUCUUCCUGCAGUUCUCCUAAUGGGUGGUGGAGAAGGUAUGGGUCCCAUUGAAGCCACUGCCCGGGCACUUGAAGAUGCACUUUAUGAUGAAAGGCGCGGGGGGCCAAUAGGGCAAAUCCUCAUAAUAUGUGGCCGCAAUAAGAAGCUUGCCAACAAAUUGCUUUCAGUUGACUGGAAGAUUCCUGUUCAGGUGAAGGGAUUUGUUACUAAAAUGGAGGAAUGUAUGGGAGCUUGUGAUUGCAUUAUAACAAAGGCUGGCCCAGGAACUAUUGCAGAAGCCAUGACUCGAGGACUACCUAUAAUUCUAAAUGGUUACAUUGCUGGACAGGAAGCGGGAAAUGUGCCAUAUGUGGUAGAGAACGGAUUCGGAAAAUUCUCCAAGUCACCAAAGGAGAUUGCUGACAUAGUCGGUCGUUGGUUCGGUCCAAGACAGGAUGAACUCAAAGCAAUGUCACAAAAUGCUCUUAGGUUGGCCAGGCCAGAUGCUGUAUUUAAGAUAGUUCAGGAUCUGGACGAGCUGGUGAGACAGAGAAGUUUUGUAACCCAAUAUUACCCGGCUUGAAUAAUCGCAUUGCAUUAAUUCAAUUUUGAUUUGAGAGCUCUAAUCUCAGUAUAAUGCUACACCAUUAUAUUGUGGAAACCAGGCUUCCUUAAACUUUUGUUUUGUGUUCUGUCUCUCA